AUGGGCAGAUAUAAAUGGUUUUUGUGCAAUAUUUGGUUCUGGGCCUUCUCGGUGGACUUGAUGCUGUCGCUCGUCAUCCAGCCAAUGUCGUUUUUGCCGUUAAUCGGAGGAAUUGGGCUGCGAAAAUGGGGAUUCGCUAUUGAGGACGAUCCGCUCUGUAUUUUUGGAGCCACGGUCGUCGCCCUAUUCUGUAUCUGCUGCUGCGAACAAUCUAUACAACUCGGAUUUCUCUAUCGAUUCUUGCUCCUUCACGAACAAUCCUGGCCCAUGAAAAGCAACCGGAAUUUGAUUAUCCUAGUCAUCUUUACCCAUUAUGGUGUCGUGGCGGCAGUGGCUUUUUACUCGCUUACUUAUAUUCCGCAAACCACCGCGAGAGCCUAUAUCGCGUAUCACGUCCGAGACCCUCAAGAAAUCCUGGACUCCAAUCUGAACCUAUUGACACUACAUAAGGAUUUGAAUCCGUGGUGGCUGGUGUCGAAUAUUGAGAUGAAUGUUGCUAGCGCCAUUUACCUAUUAACUACCGUAGCCUUGGCCAUCAUCACCCUACGUGCUAUCCGAAAAAUCGGGUUUAUGUCGAGUCGUGUGGCGCAGGCCAAACAUCUGAAUACCCUCCAAGCCCUCGUAUGCCAGGUGCUGAUUCCAUUGGUCACAUAUAUUAUACCAAUCGCUGGUAUCCUUAUUGCCGUCCAGACCACCGUCAGCUGCUACGCUUUGGCGUUGAUGUCGUCGCAUGGAGCCCUGAAUUCCCUAGCAAUGAUAGCUACGGUACCCUCCUAUCGACGUUUCGUUUUUGGAAGGCUAUUACGAUAUUGGGGACGAGGUCAAGAGGGCGAACUCGAUGGUGUCCAACCAUCCACAAUGAUGGAAAUGUCAAGCGGUUCGAAUUCGUAU
Messenger RNA from Mesorhabditis spiculigera, 891 nucleotides. Lineage: Eukaryota; Metazoa; Nematoda; Chromadorea; Rhabditida; Rhabditidae. The record is from the annotation of a GenBank genome assembly.